This is a messenger RNA of Gongylonema pulchrum, 222 nucleotides long. Lineage: Eukaryota; Metazoa; Nematoda; Chromadorea; Rhabditida; Gongylonematidae. The record is from the annotation of a GenBank genome assembly.
AUGGAUUAUGGAAAAUCACGAGGACUUUCACGAAUAACGUAUGGUUGCACGGAACUCGUCGGCCCUAAGCAAUUCGUCGAACAAGUUAGAAUUUACACUUACAAAAGUAGAACAUUCCGUGAAUUUAGCCGUCCCAUUAGCGGCCAAAGGUUUUGUUCCGCCGGUGAGACAACCAAUCCAUCUACGAUUCAUUUAUUUGUUUCGAUGGUAAAUUGGUACUGA